Molecule: messenger RNA, 7901 nt
Organism: Ctenopharyngodon idella (grass carp)
Lineage: Eukaryota; Metazoa; Chordata; Actinopteri; Cypriniformes; Xenocyprididae
Gene: eea1
Product: early endosome antigen 1
Exons: 29
Coding region: 146-4342 (1398 amino acids)
Biological process (GO): endocytosis
Cellular component (GO): early endosome
Molecular function (GO): 1-phosphatidylinositol binding; metal ion binding
Source: RefSeq, a predicted model, not a curated record
GGGACUUAUCGGGAAACUGUGGGCUUGUACAGAAGCAGCACUGUGUGUCUGCAGGUGUCAACAACAACAUAUUAAAAUACUCCCUUAUUAGAACAAAACUUUUAAGAUUUGAUUUUUCAUAGUUCUAGCCAGAGAAAGGACCAGAAUGUUAAGACGAAUAUUACAGAUGACUCCUGGGAAAGGAGGCUCCCAGAGCUCGGAGUCUGAGCAGCCGUCUGCUGAUGUGAAUAAUGAGUCCUCAGAGGGCUUCAUUUGUCCCCAGUGUAUGAAGUCACAUAACUCUGCAGAGGAGCUCUUCAAACAUUAUGAGGUGUUCCAUGAGCCAGGAGACCAGCCGUCUCCCUUCAGCCCUGGCAGGGAGGAUCUAGUCCUUCUUCGACAGGAAGUCCAGGAUUUACAGGCUUCACUGAAGGAGGAACGCUGGUUUUCUGAGGAAUUGAAAAAAGAAUUAGACAAAGUACAAGGACAACUAGUAACUAAUAAAGUCUCACAGAGUGGUGGUACCAGUGGAGAACCAUCAGAGCUCGAGAUAAGGCUCAACGAAUCUGAGACGGAGAAGUUCAACAUCAAACAGAUGAAAGACUUAUUUGAACAGAAAGCUGCUCAGCUCGCAACUGAGAUAGUUGACAUCAAAUCUCGUUAUGAUGAGGAGAAAAGCAUGAGAGAAGCCUUGGAGCAGAGGCUGACCAAUCUAAACCAAGAUCUGCAGAGAGAGAAACAGGAGAAGGAGAAAUUGGCGGCAGAGCUGCUUCAGAGGCCUGGAGUGGAAGACGUGGAGGUGUUGAAGAAAGAGCUGGUGCAGGUGCAGACUCUUAUGGACAACAUGACCCGAGAGAGGGAGGAGGAGUCUGAGCGCCUCAAGAGCCAAUACGAACAGCUGCAGGCCAACUUCACUACCUCAGAGAUGACGAUUGCUCAGUUGAAGGCGGAACUGGAGAAGGGUCCUCAGGAAACAGCGGUCUACACCCAACAGAUCCACCAAUUACAGAGCGACCUGAACAACUUCCAGCAGCAGACCCAGCUUUUGUCAGAGAAAUUAUCUCGUAAGGAAAAGGAGAAUCAGGAACUUGAGGAGCGUCUUGGUCAGGAACAGGGCUCUAAGAAGAGUCUUCAGGCUAGUUUGCACCAGAAAGACCUGGAGCUCCAGGAGAGCCAAGCACGGGUAUCAUCAGGGGAGGCAGCUCUGAGUCGGGCCCAGACUGAAUCGACCGAACGCGGGGAGGAGGUUGCACGACUCAAGCGGGAACUCGGUGAGCUGGAGAAGAACCACCAGGUGUUGAAGGCGGAGAGGAAACAACUCCAACAGCAGAGAGAGGAUAAAGAAAACCAGGGCCUGCAGCAGCAAAGUGAGAUCAGCCAGCUGCAUGCCAAGCUGCUGGAAGCUGAGCGUCAGUUGGGGGAGCUGCAGGGCCGGCUGAAAGAGCAAAGACAACUGUCGGGAGAGAAACUCAAAGAUCGGGAACAGCAGGUGACAGACCUGCAGCUUAAACUGUCCCGCCUGGAGGAAGAGUUAAAGGAGACCUCUACCAAGUCUACUGACCUGCAACAUCAGCUGGACAAAUCCAAACAGCAACACCAAGAGCUACAAACACUUCAACAGAGCACUAAUGGCAAACUUAGAGAAGCACAGAACGACCUGGAGCAGGUGUUGCGUCAGAUCGGGGACAAGGACCAGAAGAUCCAGAAUCUUGAAGCUCUGCUGCAGAAGAGUAAGGACAGUGUGAGCCAGCUGGAGGCAGAGAGAGAGGAUCUGUGUGCUAAGAUCCAGGCCGGUGAAGGAGAGGCAGCUGUGCUGAACCAACUACAAGAGAAAAAUCACUCGCUACAGGAACAAAUUACACAACUUACUGACAAGCUCAAGAACCAGUCAGAGAGCCACAAACAGGCUCAGGACAACCUUCAUGAGCAGGUACAGGAGCAGAAGAUCCAGCUGCGUUCAGCGCAAGACCGCUGCCAGGGCCUAGAGACCACCAUCUCUGAACUUAACACUCAGCUCACAGAGAGCAAAGAGAAGAUUGCCCAGCUAGACACACAGCUGAAAGCCAAGACAGAGAUGCUAUUGUCUGCCGAAGCAGCAAAAAAUGCCCAGCGAGCCGACUUAGAGAACCACCUAGAGACUGCCCAGAAUGCACUGCAAGACAAGCAACAAGAGUUGAGUAAAGUGCAGGCUCAGCUGGAGGAGCAGGGCCGCAGGCUGCAGGAAAAGCAGGAGCAGUGCUCUCAGUUGGAGACCGCUCUGAAAGACAGCAGAGACAAACUGCUGACUGCAGAGCAUAGGAUAGAGACACUGGAGACCCAGACCAAGAAAGCUGAGGUUGAGUUAACUGAGCUUCGCUCUGGAAAGGAACAAGCUCAAAAGGAGCAGCAGACGUUGAAGAAGCAGAUUAGUGAGCUGGAGAUGAAGACGAAGGAGCUGAACCGUCUUUUAGACUCUGAAAAACAAGGAGCCGCCACUCAGCAAGAGGAGUUGAAGAAGAAAACCUCAGCCCUCUCCGAAACAAGACAACAGUUGGAGAAGGCAGAGCAAGAGCGUGGAACCCUGCAGGUCAGCCUGGAUAAACUGUCUCAGGAGGGUCAGAAGCACCAGGCGGAGCUCGACAAGAAAGUUCAGGGUCUGAGCGCAGAUCUCCAGAAAGCUCAGGAGGAGAAGGAAGCUCUGACUAAAGAAAUGGUAACGGUAAAAGAGGCUUUGAGCAAAGCUUCUAAAGCCCUGAAAGAGAGCCAGACUCAACUGGAGAAAGAAAAGAAGAGCAGCAAGGCCACUUUGGAAGAGAAGGAGAAGAUUUAUCAGAAAGCACAGCAAGAACUUCAGAAAAACACAGAGACCACUUCUAAAGAGCUUAGCCAUGUUAAAGGUCAGCUCGAGAAAUCUAUAGAGGCUGAAAAGGGUCUUCAAUCUCAGCUGACUUUACUGAACGCUCAGCUAAAACAAUCUCAAGAUACACUGAAAGAAAAAGAAAAGAGUGCGCAGCAGCUACAGGCAGAGCUGAAGACUACGCAGGGGUCCUUCAGCCAGGAAGUGAAGAAACUUAAUGCACAAGUGUCUGAGUUGCAGGCUUCCCUCGCUAAAAAGGCCGAAGAGGAGGCCAAGCUGACGGAGCAGUUGACGGCACUGUCUAAAGAUUUAUCCUCUGAAAAGAAUCGCUGUGCAGAGCUAAAGAAGACCACUGACAGCACCAAAGAGAGUCUCGCCGCCAUUCAGUCUGAUUACUACGGCAAAGAGUCAGAGCUCUCUGCUGUACGCCAGGACCUCAAGGUGUGUGAGGAGAAGCUGGUUCUAGCUCAGGAAGACCUGGUGGCCAACAGGAACCAGCUUAGUGCUCACGAAACCCAGAUCCAGGAGCUGAAGACUGGCCGCACAACGCUGGAGAAAGACCUUGGCAAGAGAGAUGAGAAGAUCAAUCAGCAGGUGGAGGCUCUACAGAAACUCCAAAAACAACAGGAACAAACUGAGGAGCAGCUGAAGAAAGAGAAAGCUCAAUGUGAGGAGCUGAGAGAAUGCCAAAGCGCUCUGGAGAAGGACAAAAACAAAUUGUCUGCUGAUCUCAAAGCUCUGGCCGAGAAGAAUGAGAAGGAGCUGAAGGAGCUCCAGGCGGCGAAGCAGCUGUUGAUCCAGCAGAAGGUGGAGCUGCAGGGUAAAGUGGAAGCAGCUCAGGCAUCUCUGGAACAGGAGCAGAGAGAGCAUCAGAAGACCAGAGACUCAAUCAAACAAAAACAGCAACUGCUCAAAGCUGAGACAGACAAACUACAGCAGCAACUGGCAUCAGAAGUGAAGGCUAAAGAGGAGGUGGAGAAGCAGAGGGAAGAGGCUGAGGUGAAGAUGUCCAUGCAGGUGACGGCACUAAAUGAGAAUGUGGCCACGCUGAAGCGGGAGUGGCAGAGCAGCCAGAGGCGGGUGGGUGAGCUGGAGAAACAGACGGAUGAGCUGAGAGGGGAGAUUGCCGUGCUGGAAGCCACUGUCCAGAACAACCAGGAUGAGAGACGUGCACUGCUGGAAAGGUGUGUCCAGGGUGAGGGUGAGAUUGAGAAGCUUCAGGCUAAGAUGGUGGAGAUGCGCAGGAAGCUGGACGACACCACUGCCGCCAUGCAGGAACUUGGCCGUGAAAACCAGUCUUUACAGAUAAAACAGUCGCAGUCCCUCACACGGAAGUGGGCGGAAGAUCACGAGGUGCAGAACUGUAUGUCUUGUGGGAAAGGCUUCUCUGUCACUGUCAGAAAGCACCACUGUCGACACUGCGGCAACAUCUUCUGUGCAGAAUGCUCUGCCCGCAGCGCCCUGACCCCCUCCUCCAAGAAGCCCGUCCGAGUGUGUGAUGGUUGCUUUGACGAGCUCCAGGGCUGAUGGCCCCCCCACACGCAAACCCGUCCCCUGCAGCCCUCGGCACCCCGCUCCCCUGAGGGCUGAGGGCGGACGCAGAAGCUGCAGGGACCACUGAGGAACAGCAUGUUGCGGUGGUCACAUGAUGCUGCCAAUCAGAUAGAGGGAACACUAAAUUAGCCCGAAAAGAAUGGCUGUCCUCAUCUGUCCAGUGCCUUUGCCACUUACAGGGCCACUUUCAGACCCAGAGGAAUUAAAAGGGAGAGACCGCUUGAGCUUAUGUAUUAUUUGUAAUAUAAAGAUCAGCUCCUUACAGAUGUCUUGUGCUAAAGUACAGCAGCUUUGGCACUCAGGAUUAAGGUUUACAUUGAUAUCGUCUUUUAAAAGAUUUAACUAUAAGAAGCCGAGAGUAUAUACAGAGGAGUUCUGAGUAGAACCAAAGCUGCUCGCAGGGUCCUAAUUUGAUAUAUCGUAUUUGUAAGUAAAUGUACAGACAAAAGAGGCACAUGUGAAUAAUUCAGAUUUAAUUGUCACUCUAUGGAGACUUUAACAUUUGUCAUUCAGUGUGGGCAUGUUCAAAUAAGGUAUGUGGGUGUAAUGUACAUGCUUGCUUUGCUGCUCUUAUGUCUGUUGAAAUGAAACACUUGAUGUUUGUUUUGCAUUCAUAAUCUCACCAGUAGAAGUUGGUGAUUCUUUUAAAGAUUUACACACACAAAAAUGUGUCUUUUUUUGUUUUGUUUUGUUUUGUUUUAUCAAAUUGUACACGUCAGAUAUCCAUGCCCUGCUUUUAAGCAAUAACUGUGCAUUGGGUGUGAUUGUGUGCCUGCUAGCAUAUUGAAAAUGAAUGACAGACCGCUGAUUGUUUUUAAAAUCUCAGCUGCUACAUUUCACGUCAACCUGAGCGGUUUUUCUCUUUCAUGGCAUCUACGCAUGAGCUGGGAGCCAACAUUUUAGACUUAAACGUGUAGUUCAACCAAAAAUGAAAUUUCGGUCAUAAUUUACUCGCAGUUUGUCGUUUCAAACCGGUAUGACUUUCUUUAUUUUGCAGAACACAAAAUCUGAAUAAUCUUUGAAAAUUAUUUUUUUCUCCAUACAAUGGACCCCGUUAGCACAGUGUCUACACCGGACGCGGACGGCGUGACGUAACGCGUCAAAAGACAAUAAAAGCCAUUAUAAUCAGUGAUAUUGUCUACAUUGGAUUCGGCGCGGCACGACACAACAAAUUUCCAACAGUAAAUGGAUUCCCCAUUCUAUUUCUGACGUAGUCUAAGUGCUUUGCAACGGUCGGUUUGUCGCGUUCAGUGUAGACGGAUUUUAGCUGUUGCGGUUUAGACAUGGUGUAACUUUUGGACCCCAUUAACUUUCAUUGAACUUCAACUUUCAACCAAAAAUGAAAUUUCAGUCAUAAUUUUCUCGCAGUUUGUCGUUCCAAAUCGGUAUGACUUUCUUUAUUCUGCAGAACACAAAAUAUGAAAAAUCUUUGAAAAUUAUUAUUAUAUUUUUUUCUCCAUACAAUGGACCCCAUUAACAGCGGCGUGUCCCAUUAUAAUCAGUGAUAUUGUCUACAUUGGAUGCGGCGCCACGCGUUGCCAAGUUCGCGGUUUUCCCGCGGAAUUGGGCUACUUUUACACUGUUGCCGCGGCUUGUUUUUCAUGUCCGCGGGCUGACUUGACCCAAAAUAACGUGAUAUUUAGCCCCUGGAAUGCGAAUUUUACCAGGGGAGUCCCGCCAAAAAAACGCAAAUUUUACCGUGGGACCCUCCUGAAAUGCGAUUGGGCUAGUUUGGGCGAGUUUUGUUGUGAAAACAUGGCAACCCUGGUGACGCGACAAUAAAUUCCCGACAGUAAAUGGAUUCCCCUUUCUAUUUCUGACGUAAUCCAAGCUGGCUUUUAGCUGAUGCGUCGAUGGUCACGUCUGGUGUAGGCAUGGUGUAACUUUUGGACCCCAUUUACUUUCAUUAAACUUCAACUUUCAUCAAAAAACAGGCAUUUUUCAAAAUCUCUUCUAUUGUGUUCCUGUUAUAGAGUUUUGAAACAACAUGAGAGUGCGUAAAUGAUGAGACCUUUUUCGUUUCAUUUUUUUUGUAAACUAUUCUUUUAUUAGAAGCCAUAAGUGUGGCGAGAUGGUCCGAGCAUCAUUAUACCCAGCUAACAAAAAUAUGUUCUAUGAGUGUUUUGCUAACGUUGCCAUUAAGUUAUGAAAACAUUUCUGAAUGUUCUCGCUCAGAACGUUUAAAACGUCCAGAAAAUCAUCUUAUCAUGGUUAUGCAAGGGAACAUUCAAUUUUGCGAAAAUUACUUUUAAAUUGUCUCUGAAACUAGUAACAUUUAAAAAUAUUAGACGAACAUGUUUUAAAAACAUUUCAUGAACGAAGUAAUGUUUUUGUGCUAACAUUUUGAGAACGUUAUUAAAAACCAGAUAACUUUGAACGAACAUUCAAUUAAAGUUACUGUAAGAACGUCAGUUUGUAACUUUGAGAGAACAUUCCCUGUUAGCUGGGUAAAUGCUUAGUGUAGAACUGAAUGUGAGUGAGUGCACUGCAACUAACUGCUGUAAAGUACGCUUCACUGUAUGUGGUUUGUCCAAUAGCCAUGUUCUGAUGUUUUCGCUCUGCUUUAUAGAUUGCACAUGGACUUGCGGCAUCAAUGGCACUGUUUGUUGUCGGUGUGAUUCUGAAGUAUUGAUUACUUGCCGUUUGUGUCGUUAGAUGGAUUCAGGAGCAUAAUGUGUUAUGAUUUUUAUGUAUCCCAGGAAAGAUCAGAAGUGUCUCAGGAUGUUUUGCGUUCAUCACCAGCUCAGUCAAGUGACGUGACUUCAGAAAUUUGAAUAUUAUAUGCCCUUUAACUUGAUUUUUGAAUGAAAUUUGUGCUGCAGUCAACAACAGUAUCGUAUCACUCAGUGCCAUAUAACUGGCCAAAACCGUCCAUCUGACAUCACUUCCUGUUUUCUCUAACCAUUACCAAUGCUGUAAUUAUUAGCAAAGUGUUUGUAGCACAUUCAGAAGAAAAACAGGUUGUGCAGCUUGCAAAUAAAGCUAGGUUGUGAUCGCAUAUGCAAAGUGCAUCACUUGUAUCAGCACUACACAGUAACAGUAUCUGUUAUAUGGUUGUCAUGCAUUAUCAUUAUUACUGAUUGACUCAUAUUCUCACAGCUCACAGCAGGGUAUUCACAUUCAUGUUGUGGUGAUGUAGGUGUGUGCCUUAUGUCAAGCUUUGUUUCGGUCAUCUUUGUGUAUUUCUGAAUGCAGAAACGUCCCAUUUGGGGGGAAAAAACAUCAAAUAUACUAUAUGUUGAUUCAUUUCGCAGGUUUCUACAUAUUUGUGAUGUGAAAGCAGAAUCAGACAUAGAUUAAAAAUCAAUCAGAAUAUUAUAAAAUGCAUAAAAAUGUCAAAUAUCAAAUUCCAAAGGUGAUUUCAGGUUAAAUGGUUUGUUUGCCUGGGGGUCAGGACUCAAAUGAAGAAUGGGUGAACUACCCGUUGUUUGUUAUUGAUGUUAUGGAGGGAAAAAAUGUUCAAAAGUAUUAUGUGUUUUCUAAUUUUCCAUCAUGUUUAAGAGUAAAUAAUAAACUAGUUGUUUCUAUUUUC